UGACGAACAAACAUGGCGGCCUCCAUCAGCUUUCGAUUGUCAAAGUCGAAGGGACUUUUAUCGAUUGCGGCUUCGUCGAGAACCUUCGGAUGUCAGUUCUCUUGGAGACACUUCAAUAGGACCUUCAGCACACGUACAACCUUGCAGUCCCAAGACCUAUAUUGGAAUGACAGAUCUGAUCCUAAUGAGAAGACAUUUGAUAAGAUUCUCAUCGCGAACAGAGGAGAAAUAGCAUGUCGAGUGAUCAAAACCUGUAAACGCUUGGGUAUCAAGACUGUAGCUAUACACAGUGAUGUCGACUCGAGAUCAGUACACACUCUCAUGGCUGAUGAAGCUGUCAAUGUCGGCCCCGCCCCUACCAACCAGAGUUAUCUUAACAUGGAUGUCAUUCUACAGGCUAUCAAGGAGACUGGUGCUCAGGCUGUUCAUCCUGGAUAUGGUUUUCUCUCAGAAAACACAGUGUUUGCUGCCAAACUUGCGGAUAUUGGAGUCGAGUUCAUCGGCCCCAGCAGUGGUUCUAUUCAUGCUAUGGGAGAUAAGAUUGAGAGCAAGAGAAUCGCGACUAAAGCUGGUGUGAACAUGAUCCCUGGACACGAUGGGGAAGUGGAUGACGCCGAUGCCUGUGUCAAAUACGCUAACGAAAUAGGGUAUCCAGUUAUGGUUAAGGCAUCAGCAGGUGGGGGAGGUAAAGGCAUGAGGAUUGCCUGGAACGAUCAGGAGGCAAGAGAUGCAUUCCGCCUGAGUAAGCAGGAAGCUGCCUCCAGCUUUGGGGACGAUAGGAUGUUAAUAGAAAAGUUUAUAGAUAACCCACGACAUAUAGAAGUCCAGGUUCUAUGUGACAAACAUGGAAAUGCGUUGUGGCUGAACGAGAGAGAGUGCUCCAUACAACGGAGGAACCAGAAAGUGAUUGAAGAAGCUCCAAGUACCUUCAUUGAUCCAGACAUGCGCCGAGCAAUGGGAGAGCAGGCAACACAGCUAGCCACAGCUGUGGGCUAUACAUCUGCAGGCACGGUGGAGUUUCUCGUCGACUCAAAGAAGAACUUCUACUUCCUUGAGAUGAAUACCAGACUUCAGGUUGAGCAUCCCAUUACAGAGUGUAUCACCGGCAUAGACCUUGUUCACCAGAUGAUCCGGUCCGCAAAAGGCCAUAAGUUACUCCACCAACAGUCAGACAUCCCUAUAGAUGGGUGGGCAUUUGAGUGCAGAGUGUAUGCCGAGGAUCCCUACAAAAACUUUGGUAUGCCAUCUAUUGGUAGACUAACGAAGUACAUCGAACCAACUCAUAUUGACAAGGUGCGAUGUGACAGUGGUAUCAAGGAGGGUAGUGAGAUCAGUGUCUACUACGAUGCUAUGAUCUGUAAGCUGGUGACCUACGGUAAAACAAGGCAGGAAGCUUUGGACGUGAUGGUGAACGCCCUGGAUAGCUAUGUCAUAAAGGGUGUGACACAUAAUGUUCCCCUACUGAGAGACAUAUGUACGGAGGAAUCAUUUGUAGCCGGUGACAUUACUACAGAUUACCUUCCCAAUAUCUAUCCGGAUGGUUUUACAGGGAAGCAGUUAAGUGCCAGUGAAAACAAUAAUCUGGCUGCCAUAGCAACUAUUAUCUACAUCAGGGAUCAAAUCCUGUCUCGUAAUUUCCUCAACCAGACCAGAAUGCCUGCAUCAUCAGACCUUCCCACAGUAUGGUCACUCAGCGUCCAAAUUGAUGGUCGGUCGGUCCCUGUCUCAGCUUCGUGCGGUGGUGGCUAUGUAACGGUUGAGUGUAAUGGACAGAAGAUGUCUAUACUGGAUAGCCUUGACUUCUCCGCUCCUCUGCUGGAAGUCUUUAUUGACGGCCAACCCACACUCCUUCAGCUAACCCAAAGACUUGGAGCUGGAAAAUACAGACUGCGCUACCUUGGUACUGUGUUCCCGGUGACGGUGAUGGAUGAGUUCGCCAGUGAGAUGAUGAAGUACAUGCCUGAGAGGGUACCGGAGGAUCUGCCCACCAUGGUCACUGCUCCUAUGCCCGGGGUCAUCAAGAGUAUUGCUGUGGAGGUCGGCCAACAGAUUGGUGAAGGCCAGGAGGUGUGUGUACUAGAGGCAAUGAAGAUGCAGAACAGUCUGGUUGCCGGGGUAACUGGCAAGGUUAAGAAGAUUUUCUUCCAGCAGGGAGCAACAGUGGACGAGGGAGACCUCAUUAUAGAACUGGAGGAGGAGGAGGCCAAGAAAUAAAUGUUUACAACAUGUGAUCUCAGGAAGUUAUAUGGACAUUUCAGCUGAAUGUAAACAAUACAUAUCUGUUUAUGAGAAUUCAUCAAACUUACAUGUGAUACAAAGAUUAUGAUUGAAAGUUGAGAAUGUGUUUUUGUUAAGGAGAAAAAAGACAAUUGAAGAUUUCAUCCAUGCAAUUUUAGAUAAAAGGAUAUACAUACCAGUAUACAUGUACCUAAAAGUCAAAAGUUAUUAUAAAUGGUCAAAUUUUGCAUGGAGUAAUAGAGAUUUGCUUAUAAGUAUGUAAUCAGAAUAUCAACCUAUAACAGUGAUGGUUUUUGACAUAUAGACAGGGAUUUUAAUACCAAAUAGAGAUUUUUAUUUUAUUUUACAUACUCUAGUUAAGCCAGUACUGGCACAUGACAGUAGGAACUAUUAAUCUGAUACCGGGAUGGAAUGUCAGGACAGCUACAGAAACAACUCUCAAUGACAUGUAUUUCGUACUAAAUGAACCUCUUAAUUUAGUUUUCUUUUGUUAAUAUAAUAUACAAGUUCAUCAUCUUGUUUGGCUUCAUAGUAAACUAACGCAAAUGCUACAUAUUCAUUGGUGGGUAUGGAAAUGUUUUUGAUAAAAAUAACUACAUGUUAAUAUAACUAUUUUAAACCAUGUUUCUUUUGUUUUAUAAAAAUACACCCCAGUGAUACUGUAUUUAAAUGAACAUGUCUCUUUUUUAAUAAAGCUUUAGUUUCCCUCUUUUCUUUACAAUUAAAAAAUGAAAAUUCAUAUUGAAUAUAUAAGUAAAUGUAUCCAGUUAUCUUUAAGUUUUUGUUGCAAAAAAAAUAUUUGGAGUCAAACCUGGUUAUCUCAAAAAUAGUCAUGGUACCGUGACAGUAUAUUGAGGUAAAGAGGAUAUCUAAUAGCUGAAAUGCUUGUAAAAAGUGGGGCCUGGGAUAACAAUUUUGCUUUAUCAAACAUCAGUAGCCAUCAAACCUAGUCAACCAAUGUGUACUAUAAAGUUAAAACUAACAUUAAUAAAUCAUGCAAUGUACAAUACAAACUUUCAAAUAAAAACAUUCCACAAGUGUAACUUGUCUGAUACUUAGGGAACAUGUAAGAUUUGUUUUGAAGGUACUCACUAUCAAAUACAAUAAAAACACUAAUGAAACUUUUCUUUCAAUAAAGAAAACAAAAAACAAGAAAAUCAGUCUCAGAAAUUUUCUGAAUGAGGUAAGUUUGCUUUUUACCACAUGUGAUAUUAAGACUGGAAGUGUUUUAAUUGGUUGAAAGAUGAUGACACGAUGCUUUGUGGUGCCAUGCUUGAAACGAAGUUGCAUUUUUAUGUAUUAUUCAUCGAGAUUUCUUCCUGGUCAAACAUUGGAAUCAUGCAUGAAAUAUUGCUUCCUUGGCCUAACAAGACUUCUGAUGGAAGGGAUCCCAAACUGGUGAUGGUUAAUUAUUGUAUGCAUGUAUAUCUUACUCUUGUUAGUUAAUUUUCAAAUUGUAAACAUACACUCAGAAAAUCUGAGGUUUUUAUGAAGUUUGAAAAUUUACUUUUGUUAGAUAAACAAUAUAACCAGCCACCACUCUCUAUAAGGUAUAUAUUGUCAACCUGGCAACCUCUCUAUAAGGUAUAUAUUGUCAACCUGGCAACCUCUCUAUAAGGUUUAUAUUGUCAACCUGGCAACCUCUCUAUAAGGUAUAUAUUGUCAACCUGGCAACCUCUCUAUAAGGUUUAUAUUGUCAACCUGGCAACCUCUCUAUAAGGUAUAUAUUGUCAACCUGGCAACCUCUCUAUAAGGUUUAUAUUGUCAACCUGGCAACCUCUCUAUAAGGUAUAUAUUGUCAACCUGGCAACCUCUCUAUAAGGUUUAUAUUGUCAACCUGGCAACCUCUCUAUAAGGUAUAUAUUGUCAACCUGGCAACCUCUGUUUAAGGUAUAUAUUGUCAACCUAAAGAUUAUUUCCCAAUUUGAAUUUUCACCCGUGGGUCUUUCAGAACAAAUUCGCUGAGAUUUGAAUAAAUGAUCACCCCUUUGCAUUUCUAGGAUAGUCGUGAAUGUAGCUGAUUUUAAAGUUUGAACCAGUCUUGAUUUGACCCUUCUGUUCAAGAAGGUAAAGUAGAUGCUGCUGUUUGCUGUAUGGAAGUUCUGGGUGUGUGAUAAUGUUACCACUGUACAGAUACACUGUACUGUUGUAGGGUUGUUUGUAUUUAUACUUCAGUGCUAGGUUAAAUAUAGUGUAUUUUAAGAAUGAAUAUAGAUAUAUAAAUCCAAUAGUAUAAAUGAGUUGACCUGAAUUUACCAGUCAAAGUCAUACCAGGGCUAGAUAUUAAGAUUUGUUAUAAGUAAGUAUGAAUAUAAUUAUUGCCAGAUUCCUACAAUUGUAAAUACUACACACGUACUGUAAACGUACAUAUUUUAAAGUAUUUUUAUUUUAGUGUUUCUUUAGCACUUUGUGCUUAAUUAUAAUUGUACCAAUGGAUGUUUUCUAUUUGAUAUUUUGUGGUCCGCUAAUUCAUCAACACACCAAUCUGUUAAAACUUCAUAAUGCGCUAAAAUUUGACAGCACGUAAAUAAGAGUGUUUACAAUAGUUUGUUAUUUGUAUGUGUAGAUUUUUUGUAAGACCCUUGCCUUAUUUGAGAGAGAUGCCUGUAAAUGUUGUUGAAGACUUAUGUAAGAUAUUUUAUACAAAGCCAGGAUGUGAGAAAAAUUCUUCGUUUUGCAGCUAAAUUCUAGAAUAGAUCCUGAUGACUGAAGCUAUUCAUUAGACGGUACAUAGGCUAGCACUCAUUCUAUUUAUAUCAUCUCUUAGACUGCUCAGUCAUUGUACAAUAAAAAAACAUGUGAUAUUUGACAGUAGAUUUGCGUGGUGUGUGCUGAUCACCUUUUUGGUGUGUAAUAAAAUGUUUUGGAAAAACAAAA
This is a messenger RNA of Mizuhopecten yessoensis (Yesso scallop), 5115 nucleotides long. Its product is annotated as propionyl-CoA carboxylase alpha chain, mitochondrial-like. Gene Ontology annotation, cellular component: mitochondrion. The transcript has 23 exons. The coding region runs from base 13 to 2214 and encodes 733 amino acids. NCBI's taxonomy places the organism in Eukaryota, Metazoa, Mollusca, Bivalvia, Pectinida, Pectinidae. Gene Ontology annotation, molecular function: ATP binding; propionyl-CoA carboxylase activity; metal ion binding. The record is from RefSeq and is a predicted model, not a curated record.